This is a messenger RNA of Ambispora leptoticha, 865 nucleotides long. The record is from the annotation of a GenBank genome assembly. NCBI's taxonomy places the organism in Eukaryota, Fungi, Glomeromycota, Glomeromycetes, Archaeosporales, Ambisporaceae.
AUGGAGGAAACGCAUGAGAUUCCGCUUAGUUUCAAACAAGUCUCAAAUUCAAAUCAUUUAAAAUUCGACAUUAAACAACUAAGGAAACAAAGAAAAGAUGACUCGAAGGAGUUAUGGAUUAUUCGUGUUCCUAAUACGAUUGAAAAUUCAAAGCUGGAUGGUAUGACAUUUAAAAUGCCGCCACAAAAUUUCAAUAAAGUAAAACGCGUGGCUACUUUUGAUCAAGCUUAUGAAUACAACAAAAUAAGCGACGGAAGUGAUUCCAAAUCGCUUAAAACCGAUGAGUCAAUACAAGAAAACCAGGCAGAAAUGCAUAAACAUGUUUCAGAUUCUGCUAAAUAUGGAAUUUAUUGUCUCCCAAGUGAGAUAACACAAGAUGACUCGUCGUCAUCGUCAUCAGAUUCUGAUGACACCAUGGACAAUCUCUACGCAGCAUCAUUACGACCUAAAAAAGCAGAUGAAAUCGUACCUGUGGGUAGCAAGGAGUUACAUGAUAUAUCAUUAUUAUUACCUAGCCAGAAGAAGAAUGGAAACUUAGUCAUAGAACCAAUGCAAUUUGACCGACAUCUUACCGUCACAAGAUUAUACGAUGUUCCUGAUCCUACCGAGGCCGCUUUAAAAAUUCUUUCGGAACCAAAGAUACCGCUUGAACCGCCGGCAGGCCUGAAACUACAAUUCAAACCUUAUGGUUUUGAUACAGGUUUUCCUGAAAAUAAUACCGACAAAAAGAAAAGAAAAUUAAAUGAAUUCGAAUCAGGAUCAAACGCAUCUUCGUCUUCAAGAUCAAUACCACUACAAAGUCCAAUAGAAACUCCGAUCAAAAAAUUAAAAAAAGAUCGUCCAAAAACACCCAUUCAAAUACCAG